AUGCCGAUUCGAAGAUCCAUCCCACCGGCUGAGUCAACGGAGUAUCAGGCGGAGCCUCGUCUCUACUAUGCCGAUGCGAUGUUCCACCAACCAGCUGACCAACAGCGUAGACGAAACCUCUUCACGACGGCGCAGACACGGUGUUCCAUGCGACCAACCGUCCAACGGAGUCCGCAGCACCCUGUGCACGUGGCACAACGCGCACAGGGGGUAACCGCCCUCACCUGGUUUAGCCCGCCGGUCGAGGCGGUUGCCCCGGGUGUGGCCGCUGAGCAGAGCCCAGCUACGUGGAGCCACAUGUGA
This is a messenger RNA of Spirometra erinaceieuropaei, 303 nucleotides long. NCBI's taxonomy places the organism in Eukaryota, Metazoa, Platyhelminthes, Cestoda, Diphyllobothriidea, Diphyllobothriidae. The record is from the annotation of a GenBank genome assembly.